This is a messenger RNA of Fusarium poae, 618 nucleotides long. RefSeq lists its product as uncharacterized. Gene Ontology annotation, molecular function: flavin adenine dinucleotide binding; D-lactate dehydrogenase (NAD+) activity; D-lactate dehydrogenase (cytochrome) activity. The record is from RefSeq and is a predicted model, not a curated record. Gene Ontology annotation, biological process: lactate catabolic process. Gene Ontology annotation, cellular component: mitochondrion. The coding region runs from base 1 to 618 and encodes 205 amino acids. Lineage: Eukaryota; Fungi; Ascomycota; Sordariomycetes; Hypocreales; Nectriaceae. The transcript has 2 exons.
AUGAAAAGCAUCAACGAAUCUGCUUUGACCAGCAUAAAAUGGAAAGAAGAGCCUACACUAUUCUUCAAGUUUACUGGCAGUGAUGACUUCAUCGUCCAGCAUGUCGCCAAAAAGGUUGGCGUUAUCACAGAAAAGAAUCUCAGCACAGCAUAUACCUUUGCGUCAGACGAAACUGAGAGAAACGAGCUGUGGUCAGCGAGGAAGAACGCGCUUUGGAGUAUGCUUGCCAUGAGAAAAUCGCCAACAGAUAAGGUCUGGACGACCGAUGUGGCAGUCCCGAUGAGUAGACUCCCGGACAUUAUCGACUUUGCCAAGGACGAUAUUGAGAGGUCGGGCUUGCUGGGAUCCAUUGUGGGACAUGUGGGCGACGGUAACUUCCAUACACUGCUGUUAUUUCCGGAAGAUAAGCGACAAGUGGCUGAGGAUAUUGUCCAUAGAAUGGUUGAUAAGGCAAUAGAGAUGAAAGGGACGGCUACGGGUGAACAUGGCGUCGGGCUUGUUAAGCGAGAUUACCUGGAAAAGGAACUGGGCAAAGAAACUGUGGAUAUGAUGCGUUUGAUGAAGAAUGCGUUUGACCCAAUGUGCAUAUUAAACUGUGAUAAAGUGAUUCGCAUGUAA